AUGACAGACUUGCUACAGCAACUCGCUGAAGGUCGCUUGUUGAGCCCUGAUGAACUGCAUGUCGACGACUUGUUUGAAGGUCUCAUGGAGCCAGCCGAAGUCCGACAAACAGUGAAACAAUGGUUGGAGGAUAUCAACAGGGACCAAAAGAACCACAUAGAAGUUGGCUCUGCGCCAUGCUGCCAACGCAAAAUGCUACCAAAGCCUUUUGCCCAAGCCUUUCGAGUCCUGGCGAUCUCGCAAGGAUGGGCCUGGGAAGCAGUGUGCCAAGCUGUUUUUGCCAUGCAGGCAUUUCUGGAGCAUCCGGAGACACGCCUCAAGGAGUUUGCGGAGGAGAUCCACGAUCGAGGUCCCAGUAUUCCAGCUUUUGCUGGUCUUGCUGCAUCUGAUCGAAAGUCAAGCUUGGUCAAAUGGGUGUCGGGCAUGAUGAUCGAUGUCCCGGAGCUUCCAGACGACGUUCGGAGUGGAACUACGGUGUGCAAUGAUGGCACCCUUAGGGGACUGAGAGAAGCUCUGUCGAAUUAUUCCAGGGGUGGUCUCAUCUCCGACGAAGUCGCGGCCGGCCGCUUCGAUGUCCAGCACUACGCGUGGGUGCACUUGGUCCUGGGGCAAAGGGAAGCCACGGCUGAGGCCAUGAAGCCAACCUACGGUGGCUUUCAGAAAAGGUUUUCGUUGAUCUUUCCGCCAGCCGCAGCCGAGCAGGACAAUGAAUUGCCUUGCACAGGCGCCAUGGCCCUGUGCACGCGGAUGUCGCGGCUCAUGGCUCGACAAGGGAAACAAAAGCAAAUCAUGGUGUUAGACACAGAAGCCAGGACCUUGUUCAAGGCGGUUGUCAUGGGAGUGCAAGAUUUGAUCCGGGACCAUGACCAAUUGGACCCCUUUUUGCUUCAGAAGGUCAAGCUACAUGACACGGACAUCCUGCGUUACACAAAUGUUGUUCGGCGAAUGCUGCAGACAUUGCAGGGACAAAGUGAUGAGGCCCGCGCAGAGGCAUCGCUGGUCGAAGUCGUUUAUGCGCUCCACCAGUGGCAUCGGCAGCUGCAGUACCAUGCAGCUUUCUAUCGCUGGGCCAAGGACAAGUGGCCGCAAGCUGGUCUUCAAGCGCCAGCUCAACCAGCGCAAGCGGAAAAACAGCUUAGUCACAAGCUUUGGGUGCAGAAGGAAUGGUUGACAUCACCCAGAUUCCGAGGGGAAGUCACCUGGAACAAAGCCCGAGACAUUGUGCGGCACAAGCUCGCUUACAGGAACUGCAGUGAUGUCCGGCGUGCAUUGCAAGAAGCCAUCAGUGACAUGAUUGACAAAGGCCUGCUCAACAAAUCCACAGAGAACGUAGCAGAGCAACCAGAGAGCCGAAAAAGGAAGACCAUUGAGAAGUACUCCAGGGUGCCUUUCAGCAUUUUGCGCCGGUAUCCUGACAAGAUCGAGUACUGCAACGAUGUGCUGAACAUCAACAUGGAAGAGCAAGAGUAA
Molecule: messenger RNA, 1470 nt
Organism: Cladocopium goreaui
Lineage: Eukaryota; Dinophyceae; Suessiales; Symbiodiniaceae
Source: the annotation of a GenBank genome assembly